CGGAGAAGAAUGAGGCCGUGGCUGAGGAAGUGAAGGAGAUACGGGACAUGGUGAAGGGAUUAACGAGACAGGUUACAGAGAUUGUGACCGCUACAGGGGCCACGACCUACCGGGACAAACCUGGAGGGCCCUAUUCACUUCGCUGGGACCGUAGGAACAACGAUCCCUGGAGGAGUGUCGAGGAUAGAAAUCCUCGGACGCUGACUGAUUAUCGAACGAGAGGAAGAGAGAGAGACGAUGAGCCAUGGCGAUGUAGGGACGAUGAGAUAGACCGAGACCGCAGAGACCGCGAGCCGUUUGUGCGAGCAAGGAGGCUAGAUGAUAACCCCCGAAGCCCUCGCUAUGAGGCCGAUCGGGGUAGAGGCGACUCCCGCGGCCGAUGGGAGAGGGACGGCAGAUACGAGAGAUCGGACCGGGAUGGAUAUAGGGAUGACAAAUAUGAGGGGUCGGGUCGAGAUGGCUACAGAGGAAGUAGAUAUGAGAGAGGAGAUCGGGACUGGGAACGACAAGAAGGGUCACGUGGACGGUUUGAGCACGGGGGAGAAGUGAGAGAGCAGCGCGACGAGUCGCGGGGAUGGCACAACCGAGGGGGCAGACGUGAUGAGUCACGAAGACACUAUGACUCGAGGGACCGCCGGAAUGACUCGCGAGGGCAGUAUAAGCAAGGAGGGUCUGGAGGAGACCGGCGCAACGAUUCGCGCAGUCGGAAUGAGAGAGGGGGAUAUGGUGUCUCAUCAGAACCAUAUCCAAAGUCGCCUGACCCCAACGCGGCCAGGAAAUCGAUGUCUAGGGGCGCGGACGAUAGGGCGUCUACUCCCAGGAACUCAUGCGUCUAUUGUAGAGGAGAAGAUCAUAUUAAGAGGGGUUUCCCGGACCUUAAACGGGCAAUAGAAGAGAGACUUGUCGUGCUUGACGACCGCAAGUACGUCAAGUGGGCUGAUGAUCUCGGAGAUGUAUCGAUGUUCCCUUCGAUGAAGGAGAAUGUCGAAGCAAGAAGAAUAAAAACGAGUAAAGGAAUGAAGCCGGUUAGGGGCCAGAGCAUCAAGAUAACCUUUGAGGGGGACAUGGCGACCACACCCAUAAAGGUGACAGCCACCAAGUCGGCGAGAGGGUCUACAUCGAAGAAAACUGAUACGGAUUACGUGAUGGCGGAGAAGGACGGGCAGCGGKUCGAUGGAGAGGAGGUUAUCCUUUCGCCGCGAAAGCGGGGAGUGAAGAAGUUCUUAAUGAAGAGCUUGCUGGACGAGAUUGACACGGUCGAGCCAUUGAGGCGGGUCCUUCGGCAACCCAUGCAGUGCUCUAUUCUGGAGUACCUGGCGGCAUCGAAGCCGGCUCGUGAUGAGUUACAGAUGAUCACGCGGAAGACUCGCAUACCUCUAUUGGAGGAGGGUCACGCCCCUAAGGCGGAAGCUUCUACAGUAACAGUAACUGGGAAGGACGCUGGAGGGAAGGAAAGACCGUUAAGAUUUUAGAGUAGGACACUUAAUACGGCUGAGCGUAACUACAGUCAAUUCAAGAAGGAAGUGUUAGCUGUUCUCCGGUGUCU
Molecule: messenger RNA, 1546 nt
Organism: Chara braunii
Lineage: Eukaryota; Viridiplantae; Streptophyta; Charophyceae; Charales; Characeae
Source: the annotation of a GenBank genome assembly